Micromonas pusilla CCMP1545 is the source of this 1907-nucleotide messenger RNA. RefSeq lists its product as uncharacterized. The transcript has a single exon. Gene Ontology annotation, molecular function: LPPG:FO 2-phospho-L-lactate transferase activity. The coding region runs from base 1 to 1830 and encodes 609 amino acids. NCBI's taxonomy places the organism in Eukaryota, Viridiplantae, Chlorophyta, Mamiellophyceae, Mamiellales, Mamiellaceae. The record is from RefSeq and is a predicted model, not a curated record.
AUGCGCGUCGCCCCGAUGUUACGAUGCGGCGUCGCGUCGACGUCGAGCUCGACGCGCGCCUCGAGCGUCGCGGCGUCGCCGACGCCGCGACGCGACGACGCUCGGAACACUACUAUUUCCCGAGCCCGUCGCCAGCGUGGCAUCAGCGAUUCCCGCGCGUCCUCGCGCGCGCGCGCGGUCGACGACCGCGGCGCGUCCUCGCGCGCGCGCGCGGUCGAGACGACGAGCGCGUCCACCGCGUCCGUCGACCUCGCGACGUCCGCGCUGAAACGCGGCGACGCGCACGAACCCGGCGCGUCGCGCCGCGGCCGCGACGAGCGCGCGCGAGAUCGCGAAGACGACGGCAUCCGACACCACGAGCCCGCGCUCGUGUGCUUCACGGGCGGGACGGCGUUCAACGGGAUCGUCGACGAGCUCCUCGACCUCACGUCCAGGGUCACGCACGUCCUCCCGGUCAGCGACGACGGCGGCAGCACCGCGGAGAUCGUCCGCGUCUUGGGCGGGCCCGCGGUCGGCGACCUCCGCUCGCGAUGCCUGCGCCUCUCGGACGAGUCCACCGGCGAGGCGCGCGCGGUGAAGGAGCUGCUCGCGCACAGGCUCCACGCGACGGACAGCGCGGCGGCGAAAGCGGAGUGGUACAGGAUACAGGAGGGCGACCACCCGCUGUGGGGGGAGAUAUCCGAGCCGUACGCGGACAUCAUACGCAGUUUCCUUCUGUACUUUCACAGCCAAGUCACCGCGGCCAAGGUUGGGAGCGACGGCGCGUUUGACUUCGUCAACGGAAGCGUCGGCAACUUUUUCUUCGCCGGCGCGCGAAUGUUUUUCCGAUCCAUGGAGGCGGCGAUCUUGUUGUACUCGCGCGUGAGUCGCAUCCCGGACGAAUCGCUGGUCGUUCCGAACAUCCUGCUCCCGGAUAACGUCCGCGUCGCCCUGGGCGCGGAGCUCGUGGACGGGUCGACGAUACGAGGACAGAACGAGAUCUCGCAUCCGGCGCCGGAUGCGAAAUUUUUCAAGAAGGACGCGCCGUCCAGCGCCGCGAGAGCGCUCGCGACGUCGUCCGAGUUCUGGAAGGGCGUGAUAAAGUCCGGCGCGCUGCCGGAUUUCACCGCGAGCGAGUUCUGGGGCGGGCUGCAGGUCAGCAAGGACGGACACGAGCGCGUGCGGGACGCGAUCGCGGACGGGAACUACUGGUCCGCGGGGGAGCUGUUGAAAUCGCGGCUGUACGACCUCACCGUCCGUCCGCUCUCGGUGUGGGACAUGGACAAGGCGAUCGCGCAAGAAAAGUACGACGACCUGGACUCGCCGAUAUCUCGCGUCUUCUACCUCUCCACGGAAGAUCCGACGUCCGUGGCCGCGGUGUACCCGAACGUGAACCCGACCAUCGUGCGACAGUUGGAACGCUGCGACGGCAUCGUCUACGGCCUCGGGUCGCUGUACACGUCCAUCGUCCCGUCGUUGAUCCUUCAGGGCGUCGGCGAGGCGGUCGCCGCGAGGAAAGGCCCGAAGGUGCUCAUCUUGAACGGCGGGCCGGACAGGGAGACCGGCAACAUGCCCGCGAGCGGCGUCGUCACCGCCGUCGUGGACGCGCUGAACCGCGCCAAGGACCCGGACGUCUCUCGUCGGCGAUCGCCCGCCGGCGCGACGAGCGAGUACGUGGACGUGGUGAUCGCGCCCAGGGGGGGCGGGAUCCCGUUGGACGUCGACGAGCUGUACGCGAUGGGGGUGAAGCGGGUCGUGGAGGUGGACGCGGUGAAGAAGAACGAGCGAGGCGCGGAGUACGACGUGCAGGCGCUGAUCGACGAGCUUCGUCGGUGCUUCCCUCGCGAGUAGGACGACGACGGCGACUUGGCGGAGUUCGCGCUCGUGAUCAACUAGGAGGAAAGGUAAGGUAAGGUAAGGUUAUCAUC